Molecule: messenger RNA, 1053 nt
Organism: Chenopodium quinoa (quinoa)
Lineage: Eukaryota; Viridiplantae; Streptophyta; Magnoliopsida; Caryophyllales; Amaranthaceae
Exons: 4
Coding region: 1-1053 (350 amino acids)
Biological process (GO): DNA integration
Molecular function (GO): RNA-DNA hybrid ribonuclease activity; nucleic acid binding
Source: RefSeq, a predicted model, not a curated record
AUGGGAGCUCUUUUGGCACAAUACCAAGAGGGUACAAGGAAGGAUAUAGCUAUCUACUACCUCAAUAAAAAGUUCCUUGAGUAUGAAACUAGAUACACUCCUUUAGAAAGAGCUUGCAUUGCCCUUAUUUACGCAACAAAGAAGCUUCGACAUCAUUUGCAAGCACAUACUACUUAUCUGAUUUUUGAGUCUGUCAAAGGGAGGGCUAUAUCUGAAGCUUUGGCUGAUGGACCUAUAUCGGGUGAUGAAUUUGAUGAUGAUUUUCCAAAUGAACAUAUUUUCUGUCUUAGUACGUCACAAUGGAAGAUGUAUUUCGAUGGAGCCUCAAAUAGAAGGGGCAAUGGUGCAGGAGUAUUAUUGAUCGAUCCAUAUGGAGUACAUAUUCCCUUCGCUGUGAAGCUUAGUUUCCCAACGACGAAUAACACGGCUAAAUAUGAAGCCUGCAUCUAUGGAAUCAAAGCGGCAUUAGCAGCUGGUGCAAAAAAUCUCAUAGUAUACGGUGAUUCUUAUCUCAUAAUUUCCCAGACUAUUGGAGCUUGGAAAGUUCUGGACGAAAGGUUGCAAAUGUACACGGAGUAUCUUCAACAAUUUAUCCCAUUCUUUGAAGAAAUAGAGUUCAAACAUCUCCCUCGCGAACAAAACAGUUUCACCGAUGCUUUGGCAAAUCUGGCGAAGUAUUUAAUCGAUGGAGAAUAUCCUGAAGGAAGUCACAAGAAGGAUCAAUUGGCUAUUCGAAGGCUAGCUUCUCAUUUCACAAUAUUGAAAGGCCAUCUCAAAGAAACCCUUGAGAAGUACAAAAUUAGACAUCACCAAUCAUCACCAUAUCGUCCUCAAACCAAUGGAGAUGUUGAAGCAGCUAACAAAAUCAUCAAGACGAUAAUCGCCAAGAUGACAGAUAGGGCUCGAGAAUGGCCCGAUAAACUUCCCUACGCACUUUGGGGAUACAGAAUUUCCAUUCGAACACCAACUGGGACUACUCCAUAUUCUUUGGUAUAUGGAAUGGAUCCGCUUCUUCCAAUCGAAACGGAGAUUCAAUCGCUUCGCUUCGCAUAA